Epinephelus fuscoguttatus (brown-marbled grouper) is the source of this 15056-nucleotide messenger RNA. It is a transcript of the gene tnrc18, whose product is annotated as trinucleotide repeat containing 18. NCBI's taxonomy places the organism in Eukaryota, Metazoa, Chordata, Actinopteri, Perciformes, Serranidae. The transcript has 30 exons. Gene Ontology annotation, molecular function: chromatin binding. Bases 286 to 9582 code for a protein of 3098 amino acids. The record is from RefSeq and is a predicted model, not a curated record.
CGGACGCGUCAGGGGCUCGCGCUCCCCCCAGUUAUCCCCCAGUUUACCUUCGGACCAGCCUGUAAUGGACUACUCCAGUUCUCCCAGCGACCUGGACGCCUUUUAGAAACAUUUUUAGCUCCUUCACCUCCAGGUUUUCCUACAUUCAAGUCAGCAGGAUGGCUGAUAAGGAGCCCGAAUCGCCUGGAAAACUAAAGACAUUAUUAUAGCCAGAAUUGGCUUUUUCGGAAUAGGGGGCCUAUCCGAGCGGACUAUUUCUUUUCUCAACUUUCCCCACUGUGGAUAAUGGAUGGCAGAGAUUUUGGACCUCCCCGAUCCGUCCACGUACCACCUCCGUUGUUGGCGGGGCUCGCAAUGGAGUCUCACCGACUCGGAGCAGCAGCAGCAGCCGGGAGGAUCCCUCCCUCGCCCGGUCACUUGGGCGCGAGUCAUCCGCCGCCUCUCCAUUCCGGAAAAUUCCUGCCAUCGGCCAUUAACCUACAUCCACACCACAGCGAUGCCUUCCCGGCAGGCUCCAGUCCUUUCCUGUCAGGUUUUCCCGGCCCCUCCCCCCUGACCUCUGACCCAGCAUACAGAUCGGCCAAUCCCAGCAGUCUGCAGAUGGCUCAGCUCUGGGCAUCACCGGCUCAUGAAGGCUACCCUCCUCUGCCAAGCAGCCUGUAUUCCAGCCCCUAUCUGUCCCUGGGGCACCUGGAUCCUCCCUCGCUGUCUCAGCACCCUCUCUACGACUCACAUAAAGAGAGCUUUUUCCUGCCAGCCUCCCUGAGCCAGUUGCCUCUCCACCCUCCAUCUGCUCCUCCGACUGCCCCGUCCAGCUCCACACCCCCUCAGAGGACGUCCCGGGACGGGGGUAGAGACCGGCCUUACCGAGGGGAGAGGGAAAGAGAGAGGGACAGGGAGAGAGAGCGUUCGAGAGAGGAGCAGAGGCCACACAGUGUGGUGGACCUGACGCAGGACGGGAGGAGCGAGGAGGACCGCAGAGCAAGGAGCGGCGACCGGGAACGAGAGAAAGACCGGGACGCGGAGAGAGACAGAGACAGUUGGCCCUUCCAUCUUCACUCCAACCAGCAGAAGUCACACUCCCAGCCUUCUACUGUGGAGCCACGAUCCAGGCCGUCACCCCCGCAGCACUCCCUCCCAUCUGGCGGGGGUGGGAGGUUUCAUGGACCAGACACAGACAGAGGAGGUCGGGAGGAAGAGGGCGGCUCUCGACCCCACCACAACCAUAACUCAAAUAACGCUAACUCAAAUAACUCUCACUUAGACAGACAAAGGAGAAAUGACUCUAUGGCCAUGUCAGCUGGGACCCUCCACAUCUCCUACGCCCUCCCCCCUGCGCUUCAGCCCUCUGCCGCUGGACCGCCUCACCCUUCCACAACCAGAGAGUCUAUCAGAGAGCAGCGAGUUAGCGCACCGACAUAUGUGCCUUCUGUGGAGGUUUACGACGAGCGGGUUGGGCCCAUUCAGAUCGCCUCGCAGGCCCGCGACAACAAACACAGCGACAAACACAGAGAAAGGGAGCGCGACAGAGAACGAGAGCGCGACAGAGAGCGCGACAGAGACAGAGAGCGCGAACGUGAGAGAAACAGGGAGAGGGAGAGCUACAGGUUUCCUGAAAGGAGCCUGAUGGAGCAUCCUCGCCUCUCCCAGUCUGGCGAAUCAGGCAAUCAAAGAGAGGAAGGUUCUGUCAUUUGUUCCAAUGGUUCCGUUGGUAAACGAGGCCAGGACGCCUCUUACACCAGUCAAUCAAGGUUCAGCCCGGAAAACAGGGACAUCUCUAAACACUCAAUGCGAUUGGGUAUAGAGCGGGCAGGGGCGGAGCCUAAGUGGAAUACCAUCAGCCCGUUAGCCAACUAUGCCACGAGUCACAUGGCUGCCCUGGCAGCCCAGCACGGACACACACUCUCCUCUCCCCACAGCCAGCCGACACACACACAGAUGUCCCCUCACACAACCAGUCGGCCAGGCAACAACUCCCACUCCUCCCACAGCCAUUCCCCCCAGACACACCCCUCCCAACACACACAUGGGCGUGCAGGUGAGGAGGGGAGUCAGAGACGCUACCUGGACCCAUCGGCGCUCUACCGACCUGGAGGGUCGUUGGGAGGAGAGCGCGGUGUGGGAGCAGGUUCAGAUCCCACAGAGGUUUCAGCCAUGCAGAGUCUCAUUAAGUACAGUGGAAACUUUGCUGCUGAGGGUCCGGGGUCCUCCAGGCACGCUGCAGAUGGCCGAGGUCCCUUUGGGGGCCUGGCUAGCGUCGGGGUGGAAGCUGAACGAGAGAGGGAGAGGGAGAAAGAAAGAGAGCGUGACAGAGAGAGGGAGAGGGAAAAAGAUAGAGAGCGUGAAAGGGAAAGAGAACGUGAGAGAGACAGGGAAAGGGUUUCAGUUGGAUCAUCGGGUGGUUCAGGGGCGUUGAGGGUGCCGCCACAGCUGAAGAGAGAGCAGGAACGGCCGGAUAGCGCACGCUCAUUUGGCCGAGAGGGGGAAGGGGAGGUGCGCCACCCUCCGGUUGGCAUUGCUGUAGCUGUGGCCCGGCAAAGAGACAGUGGGAGCACCAGUAAACAGACCAGUGGACCCUCGGACACACAGAGGACCCUGCUGCAAACAGCCAUUAAAGAUGAGGAGCGAGGGGAGGACCGUGGGCGUCACCAUGACGACAGACUGCUGGCCGGCCGGCUGGAGCGUGAGCAGGAGAAAGUGCUCAGAGAGUCCAAGGAGCUGGCAGAGUUUACUCAGAUGCACCCUACACCGCUGUCUAGCGGCCUGACACCCAGUAUGAUGACUCCCAGCCUCAUGACCCCCAACCUAAUGGUGACAGGAGGAGCUGCCCUGGCAGGGGCGGGGCGAUGGCCUCCAGACCCCUCAACUCUGACCUCUCACCCCUGGAUGCCUCGACCUGGAGCUCCCCCAGUGUGGCUCUCCAGCUCCCCAUACAGCCUGGGUCCUUCCUCACUCCAUCAGACCCUCCCCCCAGGCUACCCACCCUCUCUGCCAGGCUCCAUACCCCCUCCCUACCAGUUUGCCAGGGACCCACAGUCUGGACAGCUAAUAGUCAUCCCCACUGAACACCUGCCACACUACGGAGGUGAUGUACUGGAGCGUGGAGCCCCAGUGUGGUCGGGGGUAUACGGUACAGGCAGCUCGCUGCAGCAUGCAGCCCAGCUCCAGCUCCUCUCCCAGCAGCAGAUGCUCCGGCAACAGGAGCUGCUCAUGAUCCAGCAGCACACAGCGCAGGUCCUGGAGCUGCAGAGGAACGCACAGCUAGUCGAGCGUUUAAAGGCCAGCGAGCACCGGCCAGAGCUGGAAGACAAGGCAGACAAGCGGAACGCCGACCCCAAACCUCGCCCCUCCUCGAUAUCUUCCCCAUCUCCCUCACCCAUCCUGCACCCCCGCAAACCUCCCCCUCCCUCUCGCUCACCAACCCCGUCUACCUCCUCCCUCACCCCGCUGCCUCCACUCCCGUCACCAGUGACCACCCUCAAGUCAGAAGAAGGCGGACAGAGAGUGUUGUCUCACCCCCCGACGCCCCUGCCUCACCCGCCGUCCCCCCGCUCAGCCUCUCCGCCACCGUCCUCGCCACGGCGGCCUAAACUGGAGGCGGCUGAGGAGGGGGAGGUGGGACGGAGGGAGCAGAGAGAAGGACAGAAGCCGGCCUCUGCUCCCUUUCAAGGCAUCUACUCUGAUCUCCCUCCAGGUUACCCUUACCAGUCCAUCACUGCACCUUUCGGCUCACCUUUCCCCCCUUAUCACAUCCCAGCACCCACAGGGACAAGCACAGAAGUUGUCCCACCCCACCGCUCCCGCUCUCCCGCUCCCGCCUCUGCUGUCCCUUUGCCUUCAGCCCACCUCCAUCCAAGACUGCUGGACGCAGACAUCAAGCCACAGAAACUAGAGCCGUCAAAGACAGGAUCUUUCCUCAAGCAGGAACCAGGUGUGGAGCAGCCUCCACUUGACAUGACGCCAGAACCUUUGGGUCCUCUUCGCCGUAGUUGCAGCCCUGUGCUACCCAGCCAGGACAGAGAGGAAGACGGGAAAGCCCUGAAGCCUCAACCUCAACCGCUACCUCUGCUUGUCCCCAGCCCUCCACCACGACAGGGUGAAAGACUGGAAGAAGUCAGGGAGGAGGAGAAGGAAGGAGGGCAAAUCAAAAUGGAGGUUUUAUCUUACUCCUGUCAGGCAGCAUACCCCCUGCCUCCUCCACUCACAGAGGCCGAGCCUAAACCAGAGGUCAUCAAGGAUGCAGAGCGAUAUCCCCCGUGCAUCGCUGCAGAAUCAGACAGCCAGAAGUCUGCUCAGAUGUGUACGUCACUAGAACAAAUCACCAGCACAGUGUGUGAACAAGAACAGCCAGACACUCCAAUCAACGUGCACACUCCCAGUCAGAAAGAAAGUGUCACUGAAACUCCUAUUUAUCCGCCUCCCACCUCCAAAUCGCCGCUCCCGCUGGUCAUCGGUUCUGAGGAUCCCAUGGCAGGGAUGUUUGCUCUGCUGGCAGCCAGUGAGAUGGCGCAGGCCCGCCCCAACACCCCACCUGCCCCGACGCUCAUACCACAGAUAGAAAACCCUCCCAUGGGUGCAGACUGUGCUGGCGCUCUGGAGAUGGUGGCGCUGGAGGGGAUGGCCUUGCUUAGCCAGAUGGCCCAGCGAGAGAUGGAGCACAUCAGCAAGGAGCAAGAUCUGACGUUAGAGGGUCUGGACUGUCUUCUCGAAGCAAGCAGACAGAUUUUGUUGGAGGCCAUCGAGAAACAGUCCCACAUUGAUCUGCCCAGAACGCUGGACCCCAACAAGAAGUACAGCUGGAGGCAGAGGAAGGAGGAGCCGCUGUACAGUAAAAUGUCCAUGGACGUGUUGGACGCAGUGGAAGUGGAGUACCGCGUCCGCCUGGCUGAGCUGCAGAAGACGUACAAGGAGAAGCAGAGAGAUCUGAGCAAGCUGCAGAGACGCAGAGACAAGCGUGAGCGGCAGCAGCAGGAGGAUGAGAGGCGGAGUCUGACCAGACGGGGCAGAGGAAGACCCAGGAAGAGGAAACUCUUGGCUACACCUCCCAAACUGGAUGGCAGGCCUGGAAAGGUGGGUAGGACAGUGCAAUACUCUGAGGACUCUGAAGCCGGGGAGGGACAGAGGAAGAGGUUCCGGGUGUCCAGAGAAGAAGAGGAGGUGGAGGCAGGAAAUGGUGGAGUGAAGAUUAAGAAGAAGAAAAAGAAGAAGAAGAGCUGGAAUGACCAGGAGCCAUCCACCAGUCAUGCUCUGGAGGUGUUAAAGGCGAAACGAGGCCACAUGUGCGAGCAAGAGCAGCUGGCGUCAGAUCUCGACCGAGCGCUUUCGCUCUCGCAGCUCGGCUCACUCGGGUCGCUUGGCGCAUCUCGCAAACUUACCUCCAGCUCCAAAUUAGACAAGUCGAAGAGCAAGUCUGCGGAAAGUCGGAUGAAGCAGCGAAGCAUCCUACCAUCCGCCAAAGCAGGGAAACACAAGAUGGCUGCCAAGGCUUCUGCCUCAGAGACCACCCGGAAGGUGAAAGGUCAGAAGAAGACUGCUAUGUUCUCUCCCAUGAGAUCAGAGCUCAGCAGCUGCUCCAACAACUCAGAUUCAGAGGAGCACAAUUCUGCUCGAGGGGGCUGGCCCCCUCUCUCAGGGACGCGUUCCCACAGCAACCUGGCCAGGAAGAGGCGGUCCGCAUCGUCGCCGACAUCUCCGCUGUCCAGCCAGAAGUCUCAGAAGAAGAAACACAAGCACUUAUCCCUGCUGCUGGAGGAGGCCGGCCUCAGCUCCUCCGACGACUCCUUUGACCAAGAAACCUCCGAGGACGAUGACGACAACGAGGACGACACAGAUUCGGACGACGAUGGCGGCUGUGAGGAGAGCGGGCUGGGUCUGCUGGCCAGGUUUGCGGCGAGCGCACUCCCUGUCAGCUCAACCCCGCUGAGCCUUCUCCAUGACGGCAAACACCGCAGCAGGCAAAGCACUCUGGGGUCGUCAGAGUGCGAGUGGUCAGACUCUGGCUCAGACUUGCGACUGAGGAAGUUCCCCUCUCUGCUGCAUGGCAAGCGCUCCGCCCCAGAGCUCCCCCUGUUGCCCCCAGCAACCCGCCGCAUUGACCAGACCAGCCCCACUAAGCGGGAUGACACUAUGCCAGUCAAACGCAAGCCUCUGCCCAAGCCACGCCCCUCACCCCGGUCGCCGCGACGAUUCAGCUUCGACCUGCCCUCCAGCUCUGGGUUCGGAGGCUUCAGCGAGGAUGAGGGCUGGACCAGGCGACGCAGCGAGAGGAUUUUCCUCCAUGACGCCACCACCACGGCCAAUCAGAUGCCUGUGCCAGCCUCCACCUCUGCCAGUCAGAGCUCCUCCUCUUCCUCCUCCAGCUCAGCCCCGCCUCUCACCCCGAAGCCAGUCUCCAGACCCAAACCCUCUCCGCCCAGCAGAGAGGGGAAAGAUGUGGUGAAAAAAAAGAAGCUGAAGGACUCUCCUCUGCCCGUGAGCCCGUCCACUCUGUGCAGCCCAAUCACAGACAGCCCUGCACCUCUGAGCCUCAGCCCGGCACGCAAGAGCCAACCAAAAGCCAAGACCAAGGCCAGAGAGCCCUCCAGAGGAGCGGUGAGCCGGCUGAUGGAGAGCAUGGCAGCAGACGAAGACUUUGAGCCCAAUCAGGACAGCAGCUUCAGCGAAGAUGAACUCGUCCCGCCACGUAGCAACAGCGUAUCGGAGAGGUCCUCCACACCUGCUCCAGUGCAGUGUGUGUUGGAUAAGGAUUCUCUGGUGGACGGACUCAGAGUCUUGAUCCCGAUGGACGACCAGCUGCUGUAUGCAGGACACGUGAACACUGUACACUCCCCUGACAUAUACAGCGUGGUGGUGGAGGGGGAGAGAGGGAACCGACCUCACAUCUACUGCUUAGAACAACUGCUGCAGGAGGCUAUCAUCGAUGUGAAACCUCCAUCAGUGCGCUACCUCCCAGAAGGCACCCGCAUCGCCGCCUACUGGAGCCAGCAGUACCGCUGCCUUUACCCCGGCACUGUUGUCAACGGAAGUUCAGAUAUUGAUGAGAAUGAUGACCUCAUCACGGUGGAGUUUGACGAUGGUGACACAGGCCGCAUCCCCCUCUCUCACAUCAGACUGCUGCCGCCGGACUACAAGAUCCACUGCGCUGAGCCGUCCCCUGCUCUGCUCGUGGCCAGCUGCUCCAGGAGGCGAGUCCGCAAAUGCAGCAAAGAGGGCAAAGAAGCGGGAACAAAGCCAGAGGAGACCGCUCCUAAGAUCAAAGGAAAGCCAGGCCGAAAACCCAAACCCAAACCAGACACCUCCAUGAACCCAGACAGCCGAGAGAAAGCCGAUCCUCCAUCUUGCUCCGCUCAGCCCACAGAGAGACCCCAGGCUCCGCUCAAGCCUUCCCAGGACAGGACCUCUUCAAUCCAGAAGGCAGCUCAGGAGAAGCCCCGUCCUGCAUCCCGACCAACGAUGGGAACCCAGGCAAAACCAGCCCGCAAGAGCUCUACCACAUCUCCCGCAAGUAGCCCCACCCUUCCCAGCCCAGUGCCCAGGAAGGCCAGCUCAGCCCAGCCUUCAGCUCCUAAACCAGCCCGCGCUCUGCCUCCCUCCCUCUACCCCUCCACAUACGGGAAAGUCCUGACUGUGGAUCUGUACAGCGAGCCCAAUCUCAGCUCGUACAACAACCAGCGCCGAGAAAGAGAGAACAGCAGCAGUGUCAGUCCCACUACAAACAGACCAAUGUCCAGACCCAGUAUGGCGACAUCAUCUACUGCACCCAAGCCAAGUGCUUCAUCCACACCCAGACCCACCGCUGCCUCCUCACCAAAAACAAAACCCUCCUCGGACCAUCACGGCAGCUCCAGACCCAGCCACAGCUCUGGACUCAUACCCAGCAGCAUGUCCAGGCUGUCAACAGGCAAACCCAGCUCCUCACUCACUCCGAGACCGUCAUCAUCAUCAUCUUCACUUUCGUCAUCAUCUGCCCCUAGACCCAAACUGAAGAUGCCGUCCGACCAGCUACCCUCAAGACCCAGCCCCAUCUCCAGACCCAAGCCUAGCACGGGGCAAAGUGACGUGGGCUCGCUGUUGAGGCGCAAACCUCUGUCUGCAGAGCCCCUCGUGAAGCUCGACCAUGAAGGUGUCACCUCCCCCAAGACCAAGAAGACAAAGGCCCUGAUGUUGCUAGAGGGUCGGGGCGUCAGAGGAGAACACACCCCCAUCACCACAGCCACGACCAAUCAGAAACUGCUGAAGGCUAAACCGAGGGCUCCAGACAGAGAGUCUAGCCUCCCGGAGAAAGACUCCACCUACAAAGCACCACUGCUGACUAAGGAGAAGACGGAAAAUCGUGGAAGUGCUCCUCGAGGACAAGAGAUGGACACAAGAGAGGAGAAAGGUAAAAAGGAGGAGAGAAAGGAGGUGGAGAAAAGAGAUGAGAGGAAGAUGAAAGAGGAGUCUCAGAGCAGCAGCAGCUCAGAGUCGGAGGAAGAAGGGGAGAAAGGGAAGAUGAAGAAAAAGAAGAAAUGCACUUCAAGUUGCUCGUCCUCCUCUUCAUCCUGCUCUGGCUCCUCCUCAUCUUCUUCAUCAUCGUCUUCCUCCUCGUCGUCAUCGUCCACUGAUGACUCCUCAUGCAGCUCAGAUGAAGAGAGGACACCUACGCCUCCACCAGCCCCUGUCACCCCACCACCAGUACAGGACAAACCGAAAGAAGAACCAAAAGAAGAAGAGGAGGUGGAGGUGAAGAAGGAGGUGGAGGUAAAAGUGGAGGAAGAGGAGCUAUCUCCUCCCUCACAGUCUCCCUCCCCAUCAACUUCUCCGACUCCUUCCACUCCUGCGCCGGCUAAACCUGCUAAACCAGCCACUGGGAAGGGCUCGGGGCAAAGGGGUCGUCCUCCGAAGCCAAAGCCCAGCGGAGGAGAGGGGAAGGUGGGGAGACCAAAGCGGAGAGAGGGCGUCCACCUCCCCACAACCAAGGAGCUGGCGAAACGUCAGAGGCUCCCCAGCGUGGAGAACAGGCCCAAAAUUUCUGCUUUCCUUCCAGCCAGGCAGCUCUGGAAGUGGUUCGGAAAACCCACUCAGAGACGCGGUAUGAAGGGCAAGGCGAAGAAACUCUUCUAUAAGGCCAUUGUGCGCGGCCGAGAGAUGAUCCGCAUCGGUGACUGUGCCGUGUUUCUGUCCGCCGGCCGGCCCAACCUGCCCUUCAUCGGCCGCAUCCAGAGCAUGUGGGAGUCGUGGGGCAGCAACAUGGUGGUCAGGGUCAACUGGUUCUAUCAUCCAGAGGAGACAAACCCCGGCAAGAAACUCACCGACAAGAAGAACUGGGAUCAGAUGUGUGGUCAGUCUUUACCAGCAGCUCUGCACUCUUCUAUCCAGAGGAAAGACUUCAUGGAGCGCGCCCUCUACCAGUCGUCACACAGCGACGAGAACGACGUGCAGACGGUCAGCCACAAGUGCCUGGUGGUCAGCGUGGAGGAGUACGAGCAGAUGACCCACACACGCCGUUACGCCGACAGUGAGGACCUCUACUACCUGGCCGGCACCUACGAACCCACCACCGGCAUGAUCUUCAACACCGACGGAGUCCCAGUCAUCUGCUGAACAAAGACAGAAACUCACUACGAGUUGCUGAAACCAAAUCGUGACACUCACUGGGAGUCAAACCCGACCAAGUCUAAUCACUGAUCUUCACUCAUGACGGAUCUUUCAAUGAACUCCACCGCUCAGACACCACGAUACACUUCAAACAGACUGUCGUGAACAGCUUCUACUACAGAGACGGAGACACUAUAGACAGUAUUACAAGGAACACGUCUCCUGAAACGUUUGCACACACAGACUCCAUCAACACAUAACACUGUUCUGCUCGAUGUGUUCAUGAGAAACUCUUCAGAACACGCACGAGCACCUCAGUCUCCUUUUACGUGUAAAUAAUCCUCUGCAUAAACAAGCAUUUACACCCACACAUGCACAGACACGUGUAAAUACUCACCUCCAUGUAAUACACACACACACACAGUUAUAUAGAGGAAAAUAUGAGUGUUUUAUUUUCAUGUAAUAGAUUUAUGUCAGAGUACUUUUUUCUAAAGAGGUAAACAGUUGAGAAGCUUUAAUGAACUGUGAAUGAUGAUACAGGAGAGAGGCCCCGUGUCUGUCCGUCAGACGGCGGUGAUGUGACGUUGUGAUUAUGAUGUUGCCGUGGUGAUGUUACAGUCAUGUUACAGUCAUAUAAAUGUAUCUACAGAACAGCAGGAGCGACAGACAGAGAAAGAGACGCACAGAAAGCGAGAGGUAGAAACUCCUUCCAUUGCUGUCCAACAGAGAGCACUUAAAACACUUAAAUUCUGUCCUCCUUUAAUUUAACCCCGUAAAUUCCCCUUGACAAUCCUAACGCUGGCAGGAAAGCUGUCUGCAUGCUACUAAAACUUCUGACUCCCUCAGAGACUCAGGCUUAAAGAGAGAGGAAGGAAUCUUGUACUAUUUAAAGCACUUCCCAUUUUUCAUCUUUGAGUUCUUUAUUUUUAAGGAAAAAUCCACCCUGAACAAACACUAUGAAACAAAACCAGCUGCUGUUGAUUUAUCUUGUAUUCUGCCCAUUUUUGCUCUGAGGUUGAACAUCAAAAACGUGGAGAAGUAGAUCCUGAAGGAGGCAGAGACACCAGUUUCUCUGCCAGACAGACACCUCAAUAGAUACAGUCGGUAUUUAUGGGAAAAUAAACGUAAAAAUACAAAGUUAAAGGGUAUUUUCAGCGUAUUUUCCCAUGUUUUUGUGUCUAAGUGAUUAAUGGGAAUGUCAUUUUUUGAAAUUGGUCCAAUAAUGAGCGAGAGCAUGUUCGUACCGUCAUGUACAUCCACCAAAGGUGCUUGUUUUUGCCACUGACAGGCUCAGCUUGUUAUUAUAAGUGUCUGACAAUUAUUUAAAGGAUCCCUACAGAGAUAGACCUGUUUGUUCCUUUUUGUUUCACCAGAAACACCUGAAAUCACAAUCGUCAAACCUACCAGACUCCAUUUAAAUAAACAGUAAUUUCCAUGCGUCAGUCAAAGCAGAGCUGUCCCUAAUACCAGUUUUUGGGCAUCAAAGCUUCAGUGAAAAAUAUCCGCGAUGAAUCAAAGCUUUUAAAACGAUUAUGAUGAUAAUCUUUAUUGAUAAAGUGCUUGUCAAAACAGUGACAAAGUGCUCCACAUGUCAAUGAUUAAAACAGACAGGACAUGAAAACAACAACUCAAGAACUGAUCAAAAAACUGAGUGUAUAAAAACAGAGAAAAUAAAAGACUAAAGUAACUUAAAAGAAGGGAUUAAAAAGAGAUCACUGACUUGUCCGACCUGAUUUCCUCAGGCACAUUGUUCCAGAGCUUCGGGGUCCGGGACAGCAAACGCUCUGUCCCCUUUAGUUUUCAGCCAGGCCUCUGGAACAGACAAAAGACCUCUGGCUUGUACGGCAUUAAGAGGUCGUAGAUAUAGCUGGGACAGAGACCGUGGAGAGCCUUAAAAGUAAUCCGUAAAAUGUAGUCUGUAGUUUCUAGUUACACAAAAAGGUCUAUCUCUGUAGGGAUUCUUUCCAUAAUGUCAGAUGCUUAGAAUAAUAAUCUGAGCCUGUCAGUGGCAAAAACAAACACUUCUGGUAAACUGAUGGGGACAAAAAAGGAUCUCACACUUUAUCCAAACAGCUUCAGAUUGUUAAGCCACCGGUAAAAAGUUGUGAGCCUCCAAGGUCUUGUAGUUCUACGUCUUAAAACGUGCAUGAAAUUCACUAAAACAUGCUAGUCUCUUACAUCAUAGCGUUACUGGCUGUAGGGCUCUGAUUUGGUUUAAUUAAACAUAUCUAUAGUCUCCUAUGUGAGUUGAAAAACUGCGCUUUCCCAGCAUUUAAAGGCAGACUCCACCCCCCUAACUACAAGGACACACCGACUGUAUCUAUAGAGACGCAGCACAGCUACAAGAUUUAAAGCAUACUGGAAAACUGAGGACAAAAAUGGGCAACCAAGAAAAGUAAACUACAACACUUGAUGACAAAGUGACUCCGUACAUGCACUGAACGAGAGGAGCUGAUGUAUUGACAGUGUGGGAGUCUCAGAGGGUGGAUUAUUCCUUUUUUAAGGUGUUUUCAGGGUUGUAAACAUUGCAGUCAGUCCAAGACGCAUCAAGGUCAUGGCACUGAUAGUCAGUGUGAAGCUGCCAACGCUGAUUACAUCAUGAACAUAAUUCAAUUUUAACAGUUUGGCUUCCCUCAUUGGCUGCAGCGUUUUCAACCUCUAAAUGUCCCGUGCUGAAUUUUAUUUUUUUUUACUUUUGCUUCUGCUGUUUUAUGGACGUCUAUUGAUCACAUAUUCGCCCCUCCAAAGCAAUCAUCUUUGACAUGAGUGCACUUUGAACGAGCUCCGUUGCAGAGGAGACUCUGUGACUGGGAGUCUUGUAUGUCUUCCUAGAGUAUUUACCUAACCGCCCCCCUCCUGCAUGCCGCUGAAGCCCCUUCGCCCUUACACACAGAUACACACACGCAUCCCUUUGACACACACUUCUUUUCGGUUCUCUUUUAGCUGCUUAUGAAUUUUUUCCACGUGCCUAGUUUAACCGUUUUUUAGGGUGAGACUGUUGAAUGUUGUGCUCAGGGUUGUGAGCGUUUGGGCGGCCUUUACUCUCCCAGGCCUUAUGAUGAUGAUUCGCCAAAUCUCGCUUAAGUCCCGCCCCAUCCUCCCACCAUCAUAAAAGUAAUCAGACUGGUGUUUUCCCCAGAAAUGCCUUUCUUCUUUAUGAUUUAAACAACUCCGUUCCUGAGCUCUUAACCCACGUCGUUACACUAUUGUGUAUAGAGUGUGUAUCAGAUAUAUCAGUAUCUGUAUGCAGUAUAUGGUAUACUGUAUUCAUAGUAUAUAUCUGUGAUUAUCAUGUUGAUUUUCUCGUAUGUUUCUUACCACGUUGCCCUCGCUCUGCUUCGCCGCAGAGAUUGAAGAUUGUCUUGUUGAUAUUCAAUAGGUUUAAUGUUUUCUACUCUUUUGAGAUCUUUUGGUUAUGUCUGAUUUUAUGAUAUCGUAGUUGUACUCACUCUGAGAUGGCUGUCUGGAGGACGGCCCGAGAUGUUAAUGUUGUUAAUAUGACAUAUUCCCGUUAAAUGACACAAGACGUCUGCCAGUAGAAGUGGCUUUUCAGUGCAGGAGAGCUAAAGGAAAAGUUUGAUAAUGUGCUGCUAGUAUUGAAAGUGGAUUAACAAGGUACAGAGUGACUUUAUGUGCUGUUUUUCUAGAUAACUUGAUCAAUUGACGCCUGAAAAGUAGAGUUGUUCUGAUACCAGUAUCAGUAAUGCCUCCAGUACUACCUAAAAUGCUGCACUGGUUAACGGCAAAUACGAGUCUAUACAUCGAUCUGAUACCAUGUAAUUUAUUGCAAAACUGUAAAGUAGUUUUACACGGCAAAAGAAGAAUAAUUCAGGGUUCCCAUGGUCAUGAAAUUCCUGGAAAAGUUCUGAAAUAAGAAAACUGUUUCCCAGCCUGAAAAUUGUUUUUGAUUAACAGAAUGUUUUGGAAAAGUUUUGACUGUAGCAGUCAAACAGUUAAUUUUUUAAAUCACUGAAUUUUAAUGGUUCAUCUCGUUAAAUCUCAUUUUUAAUCGCAUGUUUAAAAUUCCAUUAUUUUGCAUUUCAAAGCUGUUUUAAGUCCCUUUUUACAAGAUAAAGUCAUUCUUACCAGAGUGUCUUGAUUGGAAAUCAGAUGAACGCAAAGAAAUUAAUAUUAUGAUCUUGAUUUUUAGAUUUAUUUCUUACAAAUCAGUGCUGCACUGCUACGGCAUUUCAGUGCGGCAAAGAAGAAUUCAGUGGGAACACUGUCAUGAAAUUCCUGGAAAAGUUUUCCAGACCUGAAAAUGUUUUUUAAUUAACAGAAUGUUCUGGGAAAGUUUUGAAUAGAACUGUCAAACAAUUAUUUAUUUAUUUAUUUUAUCACAAUUAAUCACUGAAUUUCAAUAGUUCAUCUCGUUUAAUCUCAUUUUUAAUUCCACGUUUAAAAUUUCAAUAUUUUAUUUUGCAUUUCAAAACAGGUUUAAAGUCAUUCAAAUGAAUGCAAAGAAAUUAACAUUAUGAUAUUGACUUUUAGAUUUAUUUGUUUCAGAUCAGUGCCACACUGCUACAACUGUUUGGUCUUGAAACCAUGACAAUACGCCAACCCGAGGACGCCCCUCAGGUCCAAGUCUUGCCACCCAUUUAGCAACUUAAAUAACGUAAAUAAAGUCAUGAAAAUGGGAUAAAAGGUUUUUAAAAUAUUGCUGAAAAAGUGAGGGAACCCUGAAAAUUGAUUUCCAGUAAAAAAGUGUAACGUUGGCCGUUAGCAAAAUCUCAAACUAGACAAUAAGAGAAAGUCUGUGGCAUUUAUUCUCUGUAUGUAUUUGUUCAUGUUUCACAAAGAGUUAAACCUGAGCCCUGCCACAUUACGAUAGCAAUUAUCGGAGGAGCUCUGGGUGUUUGACGUCCCACCUGUGCAGCGAGUGCCGGGGCUUAUUUGCUGACGGACGUUGGCUUGCAUGCACUGUCCAUGCUGCGAUGACACAGAGGUGGUUGAAAAUCUGCACAGAUUCCCUCGAUAUUAUUUAAGUUUCUUCAUGGUCUCCUACGAUUGUAUCUCGCUUGAACUACACUGCACUGCCCCAGAGUACGGACAGAAGGCUCCGUCUGUCUUUAUAUCUAACACUAGGCAUAAAUGAGCCCUGAAUAGUCUUUUACGCAGUGGUAUCAGAUCAGUGUUCGGUAUCAGCCGAUGCUCAAGGUCAGGUUUUGGAUUCGGUAUCAGGAAGGCAGGAGUGGUAUCGGAACAUCUCUACAGAAAAAUCUCAUCUGCUGAAACCCCGCCUGCUCCUUCAGGCCGAGACUCACAACUCCGCAGAGAAAAGUUCAAAAAGUUUUGAGUGACAGUCGGCCAAAAUGGAUCUGCGGCUGCCAUCUCAGCCGUGGGAGCGUAAUGGGUACACAGGUCGUACCGGUGUUUGCAGAGUGAACCCGUUAAUGUGCCCGUUAUGAAUGUUUGUUUACCCCUGGAGCUGCUGAAGCACUUUUUUUCUGUGUGUGUGUGUGUGUGUGUGUGUGUUUGUG